Molecule: messenger RNA, 1566 nt
Organism: Condylura cristata (star-nosed mole)
Lineage: Eukaryota; Metazoa; Chordata; Mammalia; Eulipotyphla; Talpidae
Gene: TSGA10IP
Product: testis specific, 10 interacting protein
Exons: 8
Coding region: 1-1548 (515 amino acids)
Biological process (GO): cilium organization
Cellular component (GO): cilium; ciliary basal body; photoreceptor connecting cilium
Source: RefSeq, a predicted model, not a curated record
AUGUCAGACACCCACCAGCAGUUGCUCCAGACCUCCCCCGUGGGGCCGGGGCAGGACCCGCAGCCCCAGGCUCAGGGGGCCACAGCCGGGCUGCUCAGGCUUCUGUCCGGCCUCCCCCAGGCGGAGCAGGGGGCUCUCAGGAGCGGAGAUGGUGUCCUUCCUGGCCAGGAGCGGAGGGCCCAGAGCGCAGGGCGCACAGCCAAGGGCCAGAAGCCUGCGGGCCAGAGCAAGAAAGGCGGCGAAGCGGCAGAGGCUGAUGAUCUCUUCUCCCCUCCUCGGAAACCCUCCUUCCCCUUCCAGUGGGCCUGGGAGAGCUUCACAGCAGAAAGCCGGUCUCUGCCUCAGGGCCCCUUGGCCUCCCACCACCCAGGCCUGCCCUUGCCCCCAGCGGUUCCCCAGCACAAGCCCAGGGCCAAGUCCACUGCCCACCUCCCAGAGACCAGCGGGUUCUGCGGGAACAAAGACUUGCUGAGCCAGGAGAGGAGGCAGCCGCUCAGGGCCUGGGGCCGUGACUCUGGGCAGGCCGGCAGAGCAGAGGGCCGCGGGCCGGAGUGCCCCCGGGAGGGCGCCCUGCGGGUGCCCAGGGAGAGACCAGGCUCAGGGCCGGGGUCCAGGCAGGCCCCUGAGCUGGAGGCCGAGAGGGGCCUGAGCCCCAGAGACCAGCACCAGCUGCCCAGGCAGGGGUCUGCCUUGGAAGGGGGGCGGUUUGCAGAGGUGACAGAGGAGGCUGAGGAUGGGGAGCACAGGGACCCCCACAGGAGGAGGGCUCGUUCUCAGAUAAAGGGGUGGCAUUCCGGUGAGGAGGCCUGGGCUGAGGGUGGACCCCAGUGUCCAGGGAGCGACUCCAGCUCCAACAGCCCCCAAGGGCAGCAGUGGAGAAAGGCCAGGGCCAAGGAGCUGGAGGGGCCGCGGGGCCUGGAGCAGCUGCAGCGGCAGUUCCAGAAGCACCUGAGCUGUGGCCACGAAAAGCCGCCCUGGAAGGCUCUGUGGACGCCCGUCCAGGCCUCCGACCCGAGCGGGAAGGCCCCUGCCUCGGCUGACGCCGAGACGAGCCGGUGUGCCGACUUGCCUAACCGAACCUUCUGCAAGCGGCGGGAGGCCACCAGAUGCCUGCUGCAGGCGUGGGAGCGGCAGGAGCAGGAGCAGCAGCUGCAGGCCGAGCUGCGGAGGGCCCGGGUGCAGCGGGUGCAGAAGCAGGUGGCCCGCUGCCUGGCGGCCUAUGAGCCCAGAGGAGGCCACGGGCCCAGGGCCACUCAGCGCAAGGUGGAGGAGCUGAGGCGCCAGGAGAGGCAGCGCGCCGCAGAGUACCAGGAGGAGCUGCGAGGCAUCCAGCACAGGGUGCAGGCCCGGCCCUACCUGUUCCAGCAGGCUAUGCAGACCAAUGCCCGGCUCACGGUCACGAGGCACUUCUCCCAGGUGCUGUCCGCACUGGGGCUGAACGAGGAGCAGCUGCUGGCUGGGACUGGGAAAGGGACUACGGAGGGCACCUCCAGGAAGCCCAGAACCGCCUGGUGCAGAGACGAGAUUACAAAGUCCGACUCACAAUAAGGAAACUGAGGCUGAAGG